Messenger RNA from Lathyrus oleraceus (garden pea), 929 nucleotides. RefSeq names its product brassinosteroid-responsive RING protein 1. Gene Ontology annotation, biological process: protein ubiquitination. The transcript has a single exon. NCBI's taxonomy places the organism in Eukaryota, Viridiplantae, Streptophyta, Magnoliopsida, Fabales, Fabaceae. Bases 102 to 635 code for a protein of 177 amino acids. Gene Ontology annotation, molecular function: ubiquitin protein ligase activity. The record is from RefSeq and is a predicted model, not a curated record.
CCCACCUUAUUCUCCAAGUCCAAACACACACAGAGAAACUCUCUUUCGUUCCUCUCUCUCACUUCAUUUUCUCUCUCUAAACUUCAAAAGAAACCACAAAAAUGGGAUUCCCCAUGGGGUACCCUGAAGUUUCCGUCCCCAACCUCUUCCUUCACCUUCUCUCUCUCCUCGCCUUUCUAAGAUCUCUAGCCAUCUCCUUCCUCUCUCUCCUCCAUCUCUCCGACCUCCUCGACACCGAUUUCUCCUCCGCCACCUUAACGGAAUCACACCUCCACCGUCCUACCCUCUCCGCAAUCCUCAUCCGCGAAUUCCUCCCCGUCGUCAGUUUCCGUGACCUCGCCGGAGAUUCGAAAGCGAUUGGAUGUGCGGUGUGUCUCGACGAAUUUUCCGGAGAGGAGGAAAUCAGGUGUAUGGCGAACUGUAGACAUAUUUUUCACCGGUCGUGUGUGGACCGUUGGAUUGAUCAUGAUCAGAAGACGUGUCCGCUUUGUAGGACCCACUUUGUACCAUAUCUUAAAAUGGAAGAUUAUAAUCAACGGUUAUGGGCGGCUUGUGAAUCUGAAAGUGAAGAUGAUGAUGUUUCUCUUUUUCCUCAACAUGAUGAUUAUCACUACAUUGCCACUGCUUCAAUUUGAGUUUUUUUUUUUUACUUUUUAAUUUUUUUCUCCUAAUAUUUUUAUAGGAGUUUUUUUCUUUCUUUUUAAUAUUACAUCUUUUUGGGGUGGUGAAUUUGUAUAUAAAUUAAACCACAAAUAUUAGUGUAAGGAUAAAAAUAGAGAAAUUAAAGGUUAGGCUUUUAGCUUUAUUGUAUUUUUGGGUCUUUUAUUAGGGUUUUCUAUAAAUGAAAAUAAGGUUUUGUUGGACUCUAAAUAAUUGAGCUAGAAUGAGUUUAAUUGGACAUGGAAGCUGAAAAUAUGUUCAUCAGUAAA